CCUUCCCUCUCUCCUUCCCUCUCUUCCCUCCUACUUGCCGCUGACUGAGCAACCUACAUUCACUCAUCUCAGACUCAGCAGCGACUCGCCACAUCACACGCAAUCGCAACCACGCAAUCUGCUCACUCCUCGAGCUGACUGUUACGCCUCUUUUUAAAAAUCUUGAUCAUCCAAAGCUAUGCCCUUUAAUACUCGCCACCUCAGUUCCGACGACGGCGGUGAAGGUCCCUCCGCUGCUGCCGGAAAGAUGCCCAAGCAGGAUCACCGUACCAGUCACAAUCCCGGAGGCACCAGAAAGCGAGACGCCCACGAGAAGUACUCUGUGAAGCUAGAGUUUGCUGGCAAGAACGGCAGCGGCGGCGGCAGCAAGGUCGCAAGGAAGGAGAAGGAAAAGAAGAAGAAGGCGCCAGACCAUCCGCUUGCUGAGGAGUUCAUCGAGUCGCUCGACAAUUCCACCGGCUCCAUCACCGCGAGUCUCGUCGAAUCGAUUUCCAACAUCCACAUGAUCGGCCUGUCGAGGAUUGCUGCAGCAACCUCACUCUCGCAGACCUACAUCGACUCCGCUAACUCUUCCGCAGAGAAGUUCUCACGCCUCUCGAUCCUCUCCGACUCGUUCAGGCGCGAGCUCGCCGCUAACCGUGCGUUCGUUGCCGCGAGGCAGAACGAUAUCGACCGUUUGCGCCGUGAUUACACAGACAUUACAGGUGAGAUCCUGCAGCUGCAGCGCGAGGCACUAGCGAUCAGCCCUACGAAGGGUCUCACGCACGAGGACCCUCUAGCCUAUGAAGAGUUCGGGGAUGGGGUUGCUACUGAUGAGGCGUUCCUGGAGGCGGCCGACGGGAGGUGCCGCGAAGUCGAGAGGAAGUGGAUUGAACGCAUGCAGCAGAGUGAGAGGGUGAGAUCUAUGCCCCUGCGUGCCAAUGGAGGGGCGAUGGGUAGCUGAUUGGUUGUGACAGAAAUUCGAGAACGAUGCCAUCA
Molecule: messenger RNA, 978 nt
Organism: Tricharina praecox
Lineage: Eukaryota; Fungi; Ascomycota; Pezizomycetes; Pezizales; Pyronemataceae
Exons: 2
Coding region: 179-943 (254 amino acids)
Source: RefSeq, a predicted model, not a curated record